Messenger RNA from Ramularia collo-cygni, 738 nucleotides. RefSeq lists its product as uncharacterized. The record is from RefSeq and is a predicted model, not a curated record. Bases 1 to 738 code for a protein of 245 amino acids. NCBI's taxonomy places the organism in Eukaryota, Fungi, Ascomycota, Dothideomycetes, Mycosphaerellales, Mycosphaerellaceae. Gene Ontology annotation, cellular component: mitochondrion. The transcript has a single exon.
AUGGCUCUCCGCAGGCCCAUCACACUGGCUCCGCGCUUCCUCACACCUCAAACGACAUCUGUAUUCACCCGUCAACUCCACCGCCUCAAUGCGCCGCCUCAGCGCAUUCCCCCUCCCACACCCUUCGUCCCGGACGUCAGCACGUUUCUCACCCUGAUCGGCCGCAACAUGUCCUCUCACAGUGCCAAAAUACCAUCUUGGGAAGCUCUAUUCACUCUCUCAUCGGAGCAGCUCAAAUCUGCCGGCAUUGAACCCCCACGCGCGAGAAAAUACCUACUCUGGUGGCGCGAACGGUUUCGGAAUGGAAUCACAGGGAUUGGCGGACAAUUGAAGGAUGUCAAGGACGGUGUCGCGGAGUUGAGGAUUGWGGAGGUGGAGAGCGAAGGUGCGGGAAAGGCGACGUUGACGAGCGGGGAGGGUGUGAGGAAGGUUGUGAUCAACACACCCUUGAUGGCGGAGGCGGAGGGAGAGAAGCAAAAGGGAGGCAUCUUAUCGAGAAUGGCGCCGCCGCCGAGGGUGGAGGGGAAGGUGGUGCCGGUGAAAGGCGUAAAGAUUGUGGAGGCUACGCGGAUAUCAGGCACGGGUGUUGAGCCCUUGAAGGGGCAUCAGGGUGUGGCGAGGCUGAGAGUGGUGGAUGGCCUGUGGGAGCAGAGGAGAGGAAGAAAGGUGGAUGGCGGUGAGAGACGAAGAGCAGAAGUCCGAGCAAAGAGGAAGGCUGCUGAGAGGAAGGCGAGGUAG